Molecule: messenger RNA, 393 nt
Organism: Camellia sinensis
Lineage: Eukaryota; Viridiplantae; Streptophyta; Magnoliopsida; Ericales; Theaceae
Source: RefSeq, a predicted model, not a curated record
AUGAAACCGUCAUUGUUUAAAGGGGGGAUUGCCCCACUGAAAGCAGAAGUAUGGGUGCUAGGCAUUGAGAAAAUGUUUGAUAUCUCUCUGUGUACUGAGGCACAGAAAGUUCUACUUGCUGCUCUUACAUUGGAAGAUGAAGCACGCCGAUGGUGGAUGCUGAUAAGAUAUGAACAUCAGGGAACGAAUUGGGCUGAAAUUUUGGAAGUCUUUUGUGAAAAGUAUUUCCCACCGUGUAUUCGAGAUAGGAAUGUGAUAGAGUUUGAAAACUUGAAACAAGGAAACAAAACCGUAGCAGAAUAUGAGGCACAGUUUACCAAGUUAGCCCGUUUCGCACUGCACAUGGUCAACACGGACUACAAGAAGGCGAGGAAAUUUGAGGGAGGACUCUGA